GGAGUUAUACACGCCACCCUUCGCCGCGUCAAGCAUGCCGACCAUUCGUCGGGGUCCACCGGCGACUGCCUUGCUUACCCGCUACGCCUCCGCCGGCCGCCGAGUAUAGAUCGCCAAUCGAUAUGUCGUGAAUCAAGACACAGAAGCUUAAAGGAGACGAAACGAAACGGGACGAAACAAUGCCAUGAGGGUGGUUGCCAUCACGUUCGUCGUCGUCUUCAUCUUCAUCUUCGAAGGCGUGCUGUGCAGUCCAUCUCAAUUAGGGCUCCAAUUCUGUGCUCGCUUCUCGAGGCUUCCCCAGCAAGGAUAAUAAUGUCGCAAGCUUAUCUCACUGCUCUCACCCAGGAAAUCCAGAGGAAGCUUCAGCGGGCACUGGCUUCUCCGUCGCAGAGACGCAACUUGCUGCAGGAGCUGUUUGCGGACAUUGCUUUAGAGGUCGAUGAUCGAGCCCGGGAUAUUAUUCUCACGAGGACUGAAGAUGUAAUUUAUCCAGCAGAGGACGAGUCUAAGAACGGAUUAUGUUUUUAUGAUGUGCUUGCUGAUCAUUAUGUUUCAGCACCUGAGAGUGGAGGACCCAUCCUUGAUUUGAUUGUCAAACUCUGGAGCCAGUCCUUUGCAUCUCAUAUAUUCUCCCUUUUGUUCCACAAAUGGUUAUUUGAAGUUCAAAUAGAGAAUUCUGAAGUGCUCCUCCGUUACUCUUAUGCUCUUGUUCAAGGCACUACAAGUGUUUUCUGGAUUGACAUACAAACGAACUCGAGGCAUUUCCAGUCUCUCUUUCACUAUCUUGUUGAGGAAGUUGCAUUGGUGUUUACACGGUUAAAUAAGAUACCUUUGCAGGCCCAGAGAGAUUUGUUUCUUCUGCUUUCAAGAUUCAUAGUAUUCUAUGACUUCGGGGGCAGGCUUGAAAGCUUCUUGAAGCAAUUUCCUGUGUAUCCAAAUUCUUUCUUGGUGGGUGGUCCAGCAGAUAUUUUCGUCAUUGAACUCACAGAUCAGCUUCAGAAGUUAAAGGUGGAACCAGUAUUGCUACAUUAUUUUUCCCAUAUUAAAGUUCUCCAGGGCUUGGAGCUGAGGAUGACAACAAGUACACGGUUGAAGACAUGCCUGUACAGCUUCACCUCUCCUGGUGGCCCAAUGUAUCCCACAAGAGCUGUUCGUCAUGCAGCCUGGGAUGCAUUAGAUUUGCUUUUCCCUGUUGGGCGACACCCUCGGCUUCUCAUAAGCCUGUUUUUCCGAUUGCUAUAUCCAUGGUACUGGCCCUCCUCUUGCUGGAAUUUCAUAAUAUCUUGCAUUGAGGCAGUUGUCUAUUCUGUGUUGAGGUUCUUUUUUUCUGCUUUGGAUAAGUGGACAACAAAACCCGAAUCCUAAAUGUAGAUGCGUAUAGCAGAAUAUUUAAGAAGAUUGGCCCCACUUUGUCCAAGGUUUUGAAUCCAAAUUUGCUUUUUGGGGGCUGAAGCUGUUAAUAAUUUAAGACGCUUUUGUGA
This is a messenger RNA of Malania oleifera, 1481 nucleotides long. RefSeq lists its product as uncharacterized. Lineage: Eukaryota; Viridiplantae; Streptophyta; Magnoliopsida; Santalales; Ximeniaceae. Bases 313 to 1365 code for a protein of 350 amino acids. The transcript has 12 exons. The record is from RefSeq and is a predicted model, not a curated record.